ACUGCCCUCCGGCGCCCCGGUCCCGCCCUGGCUGGCGGGUGAGCGGCCCGCGGGUCCCCUGGCCCGGCCUCCUACCUCAGCUGUUGCCUUUUUCCUCCAUCCCCUGGGUGGGACCUCUAGGCCCAAGCCUGUGACUAGGUGUAGAAUGAGCCAAGGAGACUCAAACCCAGCAGCUAUUCCACAUGCAGCAGAAGAUAUUCAAGGAGAUGACAGGUGGAUGUCUCAGCACAAUAGGUUUGUUCUGGACUGCAAAGACAAAGAGCCGGACGUGCUGUUUGUGGGAGACUCCAUGGUACAGUUGAUGCAGCAGUACGAGAUAUGGCGGGAGCUGUUUUCCCCACUUCAUGCUCUUAAUUUUGGAAUUGGGGGAGACACAACACGACAUGUUUUAUGGAGACUAAAGAACGGAGAGCUGGAGAACAUUAAGCCUAAGGUCAUUGUUGUCUGGGUAGGAACAAACAACCAUGAAAAUACAGCAGAAGAAGUAGCAGGUGGAAUUGAGGCUAUCGUACAGCUUAUAAACACGAGGCAGCCACAGGCCAAGAUCAUUGUACUGGGUCUGUUACCUCGAGGUGAGAAGCCCAACCCUUUAAGACAAAAGAAUGCCAAGGUGAACCAGCUUCUCAAGGUUUCCCUGCCGAAGCUUGCCAAUGUGCAGCUCCUGGAUAUAGAUGGGGGCUUCGUGCACUCGGACGGUGCCAUCUCCUGCCACGACAUGUUUGAUUUUCUUCAUCUCACAGGAGGGGGCUAUGCAAAGAUCUGCAAACCCCUCCAUGAACUGAUCAUGCAGUUGCUGGAGGAAACACCAGAGGAGAAGCAGACCACCAUUGCUUGACUGGCCCAUCAGUGUUAACAGCAUCCCAGCUUCCUCAGAUCAGUUAGACCACUGGCACUACAGAAUCCUUUCUUAAGGCACUUUGCAUUGUACAAUGUUCCUGGAUGCUUGUAUGUUUGAAGGGGAGGAGGGAUUUAAAUUGGUCCUGUAUAUAAAGGUUUGUUUGAAGAGAGGAGAAAAAUUAGCCAAGGAAGAUUCAUUUGAAACCAGAAGGGGACUUUUUAGUUGUUUAUGUCACACUUGUAGAAUUAUCACUGUUUUUCCUAGGACAACAUCAAGCAAGAGUACAAUAUGAAGAUUCUUUUCUUGGCCCUUUUUUCUAUGGAUUAUGUCAUGUGUGAUAAUUAUCACAGCUACUUGGCUUUAAACUUAUUUUUGGUCCAGUUUUAAGGUUCAUGAGUUAGUAUGUUGUGUUGUGUUGUUUGAUUCAUGUAUGCUCGGUAUUUUUAUUAACAUAUAGCAUCAGAUUAAACAUGCUUGUCACUCCAGUAUGCGAGAUGCUAUAGUUACAAGUGAGUUUGUUCCUCUCAGUCUUAAGCAGUGGGAACAAGGUCUGGGGACUGGGAUAGAGUUCUUACUGCUGCUGAAUAUCAUGUCUGUAAUAGACCCGUGCAUGCAGCCUUUCCGCUUCCCCUUCAUCUCUUCACAGGUGGGUUAUUUACACCGCAAACUUUUAACUCAUUUUUGAUCUAGGACUUGCACUGCCGUCAGGACGAUCUUACUAAUGUAUAACUCACUCUGUGGUGUUCUGUGAUGUAGGGUCUGUGUAAUGUUAAUCAUCCAGAGUUCUGCUUGUCAUCAUACCCCCAACCUGUUGUUUUCCUUUGUUUUGUAGGAGGUGGGGGUGGUGUCAAAAUUGUUUCCCAUUCCAUAAUGCCUGAUGUUAUUUCAAGUUUUAUAUUAUUUUAAGGUGUAUAUGUUUGUUUUCGUUUUAUAUAUAUUAUAUAUAAAUAGAUAUAUUUUACAGUACUGGAAUCAAACCCGGGGCUUAGCACAUACUAAGCAAGUGCUCUGCCGCUGAGGUAAUCCCUAGACAUGCUUGUUUAUUUGCUUGUUUGUUUGGUUGGUUUUUUUAUUGGUUUAAUUCUUAAAUUCUAUCAGUAAAAAAAUGUUUUUCCACGGGAAACAGUGAAACUGCUCUCACAAUAGAUGUGCUCUCUAUGUCUUUUUUUUCCCCCCCUUUUGUUUUUCUUUUUUGAGGCAGGGUUUCUCUGUAUAGUCCUGGCUAUCCUGAAGCUCUGUAGGCCAGGCUGGCCUUGAACUCAGAGAUCAAUUGCCUCUGCUUCCCAAGCGCUGAAAUUAAAGGCGUGUUCCCACCACACCUGGCUUUAGAUGUGCUAUCUUUAGUCUACUAUUUUAGUAAAGAUUAAACUAGGUUCCUUUUGUUGGUCUAUGAGUCUCACAGUAUAGCUCUGCCUGGCCUGGAGUUUGCUUGUAGACCAGGUUAGUGUUGAACUCACAGAGACCUGCCUGCCUCUGCCUCCUGAGGACUGAGAGUAAAGGCGGGCACCACCAUGGAGAUGGCUCACUGAUCAUUUAAGGUUCCUUAUAUAAUUUAGUGUCUUGGUCGAGAUUUCAAGAGAGCUCCUUACAUUCCGUCUGGUUUGCUUGAGCUAUGCAAACUGCCACUUGAGAAAAUAAUACAUUAUUGGUUGUCCAUAAACGAUCUACAAACAUUUUAAACUGGACCAGGUUGGGGACUGAGGUAACUCAUUGAAUGUGCUCUACAAUGCUUUUGCUCAAUGGUCACAUUCAGUAGCUCUGUGAUCUAGGCUUUCUGUUCCUCUUCCAGAGCAGCCGACAGGGCUGUUAGAGGAACUCUUGGUUUGUGCUGAGACCCACCUGACGGAGAAAGAUAGAAGUUGAAGUGUUUUUUCCCUGGUGAGCAUCUGUGUAGAAUUUAACACAUAUCGUCAUGAAUGUAUCAUGUCUUCAUUAGCAACAGGAAAAUACACAUGGUCUUUACUAAUAUUGUCUACCACAGUGAAAUUCCCUUUUAUUUUUUUAGUAGCCUAAGUUCUUGAGUUUUUCAAGACAUUGUUUUCUGAACUGAGUAUAAUUUUAGGAAGGGAGAGUUAAUUAAGCCAGAAUUUUGGGUGUAAAAAGAACAUUUUGACCCAGGUGUUCCUGUGAUCCUCAGAGAGUAGGAAUAUGGUCCAAAUGAGUCCAUUAGGUCACUCCUGCAGCAUGCGCUUGUAGUUUCUCUUGACCAAGGAUGAACUAGUCCUGUGAUCUGGCCUUCAGCUCCUGCACAUGUGGUUAAACCUCAGAUGUUACUACGUUUUAUACCUGCCAGAGCUCCUCAAGCAAUAGCAUUUGAGCCACUAGCCUUUUAAAUAAAACUCUGUCCUAUUGCUGACAUGCA
Messenger RNA from Rattus norvegicus (Norway rat), 3200 nucleotides. The record is from RefSeq and is a predicted model, not a curated record. Lineage: Eukaryota; Metazoa; Chordata; Mammalia; Rodentia; Muridae.